UAAUACUCUUUAAGAAAGGGGGGGAAAGAGAUUUUAAGACUUUUUGUUGUUGUUGUUGCAGGAUAUGGAAAUACAACGAUUCCCGUUUCUGUUUGGAGUUGGACGAAAACAAACGACCUCGCUUGGCUCCAUGUGAGGUCGCCUCGCAGGGAGCAGGCGCCCCCACUGUGGGCUGCUCGUGGCUCCCAGUCGAGCAGUGGUGAGUCCGCGCGGACGAGCCGCUGGUGCGUAAUGGCGCACGACUGGACGGCAGAUGUUUCGCCACCGGGACACUCUGUCUUUUGUCUCUGUGUCUGAGCCCCUCCGACUGUUCCCCUCCGCGUAGGCGUGCUCUUCUGGCUGCUUUUUUUUUUUUUGGGACAGAAGAGAAAGAAAAGUAAAAAAGUCAUUGGAGGGAGGGAACAGAAGAAGAAGAAGAAGAAGAAGGCGAAGAAAUUUGGCCAAACUCUCCAAACCGUCCCGGGUUUUCUUUUUGGUGUUUUUUUUCUUCUUCUUUUUUUUUUUACCGGGGAGUUGUCGUCAUCAGCACCCCAGAUCCCCCCCCUCCCCUCUCGACUCCCUAAAUGGACAGGGCAGUCUUGGUCCAUGUAGUUCAGCACAGGCCAAAAGAUUGGAAACAACUUGUGAAUAUCCGCCAGUUCGGCGUCUAGAGGGAAACGCUCAGCAAUGCGCGGCUGCUUCGCUGGAGCUCAGCUCUGAGGACCUCUCUCCGGCAUUUGAGCUGUUUUAUUUUGUGUGUGUGAGUGUGUGUUGGUGUGUGUGUGUGUGUGUGUGAGAGAGUGUGUGUGUCAGGAGGAAGGACUCUGCUCAAAGUUUGCAACAGACAGGAAAGUCAGCGCCGGAGUGGCAGCUCUCGCCCUGCAGCCCUCGCUAUGGAUUGUAUGUAUUUAUUGAUGUGCUUCUCACUCUGUCACGGUAUUGUGGAACAUAUUCUCGCUGCAGAAACACACGAAAAACUCUCUGGAAAGUUAAGUGAAUAUGGUCUUAUCGUGCCAUUCAGCACAGACUCCUACGGCCGGUACAUUUCCCACGUGGUCUCGGCUGGGAGUGGAAGUAAAGACGGUGCUGGCGGUGCCCCCUCGGACAGCAAGAGAAGGGUGGCCCGCGGUGCCCCCGAGAUGCCCUCGGUCACCUCCUCCCGGACUCAGCACUUGUUUUUCAACGUUACUGUGUUUGGGAAGGAGCUGCACCUCCGCCUGAGGGCCAACAGGAGGCUGGUGGCCCUGGGGGCUUCUGUGGAAUGGCAGGAGGACUUCGAGGAAAAGGCCAAGGAACGUAUCCACAGGAACUGUGUUUUCACCGGGGAUGUGAGUGACAUGCCGGAGGCUUCGGUGGCGAUCAGCAACUGUGACGGACUGGCAGGUCUGAUCCGGACUGAUAAUGGGGAGUUUUUCAUCGAGCCCCUCGAGAAGGGCAAGCAGGAUGUGGAAGUGAAGGGGCGUGUCCACGUGGUCUACCGCAGAUCGGCCAUCAAGCGGGAGACGGGCCAGCGGCGGGAGGACCUCCGCAAUGAAGUGACAGACUUCGGGAUCGCAGACCUCCCCGCGGCUCUGGAUCUUGUCGAGCGCAAACUGUCCGCGUCCGAGCGCAAGCGGAGGCACGCGAAGAAGGACGACUACAACAUCGAGGUGCUGCUGGCGGUGGACGACUCCGUGGUGCGCUUCCAUGGCAAGGAGCACGUGCAGAACUACGUCCUCACGCUCAUGAACAUAGUUGAUGAAAUCUACCACGACGAGUCUUUGGGAACCAACAUCAACAUUGUCCUCGUGCGCAUGAUAAUGGUCGGCUACCGACAGUCAAUUAGCCUGAUCGAGCGUGGCAACCCAUCCCGCAGCCUGGAGCAGGUGUGCCGAUGGGCCAACACGCAGCAGCGCCGCGACCCCGACCACGCCGAGUACCACGACCACGCCAUCUUCCUGACAAGGCAAGAUUUUGGUCCUGCAGGUAUGCAAGGUUAUGCACCAGUGACUGGGAUGUGCCACCCGCUGCGAAGCUGCACUCUGAACCACGAGGACGGCUUCUCCUCCGCCUUCGUGGUCGCCCACGAAACGGGACAUGUGCUGGGCAUGGAGCAUGACGGCCAGGGGAAUCGCUGCGCUGAUGAGACCAGCAUGGGGAGCAUCAUGGCGCCGCUUGUGCAAGCAGCUUUCCAUCGCUAUCACUGGUCACGUUGCAGCAAGCAGGAGCUGAAUCGAUACAUCCACUCGUACGACUGCCUGCUGGAUGAUCCCUUUGAACACAAGUGGCCCAAGCUUCCCGAGCUCCCUGGAAUUAAUUACUCCAUGGACGAGCAGUGCCGCUUCGACUUCGGCGUUGGUUACAAAAUGUGCACUGCCUUUCGAACCUACGACCCUUGCAAGCAGCUGUGGUGCAGUCACCCUGACAACCAGUACUUCUGCAAAACUAAAAAGGGACCUCCAGUGGACGGAACAGAGUGUGCACCGGGAAAGUGGUGUUUCAAGGGCCACUGCAUCUGGAGGUCGAGCCAGCAGCCUCAGGGCCAUGAUGGGAGUUGGGGCUCCUGGUCAAAGUUCGGCUCUUGCUCCAGGACUUGUGGAGGUGGCGUCCGCUCCCGCAGCAGACAGUGCACCGACCCUCCGCCGGCCUACGGGGGUCGAGAUUGCCCCGGCUCUGCUUUUGACUACCAGAUGUGCAACGCCGAGGAGUGUGCUGGACCUUACGAGGACUUCCGCGCGCAGCAGUGCAUCCAGAGGAGCAACAAAUACCACAAAAACAUCAAGCACACCUGGCUACCAUACGAGCACCCAGACGAGGGCCGCAAGUGCGAGCUGAGCUGCAAGUCGAAGGAAACAGGAGAGGUAGUGUUCAUGAACCAGGUGAUGCACGACGGGACCCACUGCAGCUACUCGGACCCCUUCAGCAUAUGCGCUCGAGGAGAGUGUCUGCAUGUUGGCUGCGACAAGGAGGUCGGCUCGUACAGAGAAGAGGACAAGUGUGGAGUGUGCGAAGGGGACAACUCACACUGUCGCACCGUGAAGCUGACGCUCACCAAGACGCCCAAGAAGAAUGGAAUGCUGAAAAUGUUCGACAUCCCAAUAGGAGCCCGCCACAUUGUUAUUGAGGAGAACGACACCUCUCCUCAUAUAAUUGCUGUGAAGAAUCAAGUCACGGGGAGCUUCAUACUGAACGCAAAAAGUGAAGACGCUGAAUCGAAGACCUUCAUCGAGAACGGUUUACAGUGGGAGUACUCCAUGGAGGGGGAGAGGGAGACCCUGAAAACAACUGGUCCUCUGCAUGAAGGCAUCAUAGUCUUGGUCAUUCCUCAGGAGGAAGAUGCCAAAAUCAGCUUGACGUAUAAGUAUAUCAUUCAUGAGGACCUGCUGCCGCUUAUUACCAACAACAAUGUGCUUCUGGCUGAACUGGACACCUAUGAGUGGGCACUGAAGAGCUGGUCUCAGUGCUCCAAACCUUGUGGCGGAGGUAUACAGUACACAAAGUAUGGGUGCAGGAGAAAGAGUGACAGUCGCUUGGUGCAUCGGAACUUUUGUGAAACCAGCAAAAAGCCCAAACCCAUCCGCAAACGCUGCAAUGUGCAAGAGUGCAGCCAGCCCACGUGGGUGGUGGAAGAGUGGAGUCCCUGCAGCAAGAGCUGCGGGAAGCUGGGCUACCAGACCCGGGUGGUGCAGUGCAUGCAGGCGCUCCACAACAGCACCAACCGGCCCGUCCACAGCAAACACUGCACCGAGAACCGUCCAGAGGCGCGGAGAGCCUGCAACCACACCACAUGCCCCGCCCAGUGGAGGACGGGGGCGUGGUCGCAGUGCUCCGUGACCUGUGGCGAAGGGAUCCAACAAAGGCAGGUGGUUUGCAAAGCCAGCGACAACACCAUCGGAGAAUGUGAGGACGAGAAGCCGGAAACGGUCCUCAUUUGCAAACUAAGUUAUUGUCAAGGUCAGCCAGUGUCUUCUCUCAGUGUUGAAACUAUGGUUAAUUCCACGAUUAAAGAUGGUUCUGUUCACCAAAGGGUUUCUGAAAACCCCGUCCACAAAAUCUCUUCAAAUGAGCCAUGUCUGGGGGAUAAAUCUAUUUUCUGUCAAAUGGAGGUCCUGGCCCGUUAUUGUUCCAUCCCUGGAUACAAUAAGCUUUGUUGCGAGUCAUGCAACAAGAAAGAAAAUCUUGCCACCCAUGCUCCUGACAUUCGAAACACUCCAGCAGUCUCAGUUGAACCCGAGCCCUCCUUUCCUUCUCGACCGUCGUCGCCCAAAGCCCCUCGACCUGCCACGACCCCGAGCCUGCCCCAAACCACUAAAACCCUCAGCAGGCGGCCAUGGUCCACCACCCCGGUGCCAACCGCCGCCACCGCUGCUGAAUCCUCGUCGUCCCCAGGUGCUACUCUGCCCCGGGUGCCCGCCAGCGACUCCUCCCUCACAGCUGGGAAGGGGGCCUCGGACCCAGUGCCUCUUCUACCUCCAGAGCCGCCGCGGCCCACAGCAGACUCCCGUCGAAGUGCCUCUAAAGAGGACGGUCCAAACAGCACUUUAGGCCCAAUCACUGCCAAGUCAAGAAGGGACGAUUCAGGAUCCGAGAGGGACUCCAGUCACAGAACCCUGUCAGCUCAGAAAUAAUGAACAGUGAGCGGUGUUGUGAACAUGCUGCUCCGUGAGACGGUCUCGUCCAUCGGCUCGGCCUUUGCAGCAUCUGAUAGACUUGCGGUCUUGGUGCUGAUAUUUUUUUUUCUUUUCUUUUCUUUUGUUUGUUUUUUUUUCUAUGCCAGUGAACUGACCAGUGAUGGUUACCUCAUCAAAUCUCCAGAGCGAUCUGCGUGCGGCGUGGCUCCGCCCUCUGCGCUUCAAAAUAUGAAACAGAAGAAGAAGAAGAAAAAAAAGAGGUUUUUCAAAACGAAGGUGCUGUAAACUUAAACGACUACAAGACGUGUUCAAAAAAUGUGACGACUGCAUUGCUACAUUCAUGUUUUUUUUAUCUGUGUACAGUUGUGUAAGCCUGUUUUUUUCCAAGUGCAUUAGAACUACUAUUGAACUGGUAUUGUGAACAUGAUGAGAGGUCAAAGGCCAUGGUUUUGGAGGUACAGGUGCCACCUAUGAACUCUUGAGUGUGCCACCAGAAUAUUUAUAGACCGUGGACAGUUUUUUGUUAGAAUCAAUUCACAAAUUGCUUGAUUUUAUCUUUACUUGAUGACUUUAAAAAAUGAUGCAUUAAAAGCCUAUUCUAGGGUUUGACAAAAGCGUACUACUACGUAUUAGUAGUAAGUCAUGGAUUGGUAAAAUCAAACUGCAAAAAGUAUUUUUUAAAGUUUUUUUUUAUUGUUUUGUCAUUAUAUUUUCAAAUUUCUCCUCCUACGAUGUUUCAUUGUCUGUUACAGUGUCCAUUUCAUGGUCGCUCUAAUUUAUAAAUGGCUUUCACAUUUGAAGUUGCAAGCAGUGUGCUGCCAAAGAAUUAUUUUUAUAAAAUAAUUUUCAGUUUUUAAAUUGAUUAUAAUAAAGUCUAUAAUUAUUUCAAUGGCACACUCCAGGCUUCAUUGUCAUCACUCCUGGGAGGAAGCUUCAUGGCGUCUCUGUCCCCGGUGCUCUUUUUAAUUUUUUGUCCACAUCCAACGUACUGGUUGAAAGCAGUGGGGAUAAUCUGCACUGCAGCUUGCCCUCUGUCUGUCUGUGUGGAAGUCAGUUACUUACGCUUUAAAAACAAAACGAUUUUCAGAAGAAGAAAAAAAAAAUGCAUUAUGAUAUUUUUCAGAUAAAAAAAUGUAUAUAGUGUAAAUUUCACGUUAUAAAAAAAGGUUUGUUUUGCGUAUGGAAAAUACAGGUGAUGCUGUAAGUCUACAGACUGUGGUCAGUCAUACUGUUACACCAUUCCUGCAUUGCAGCUUGUAACAUCAUUAUGUUUAUUGUAUAGUUCUUGUAUAUACAUACGUGAAUGAAAGCUUUAAAUGUUAAUAUUUAUUGAAUUUUUAAGUGGUAUGGAGAACAAAGUAAAAGACGUUUGAAAGAACUGAAA
Scophthalmus maximus (turbot) is the source of this 5973-nucleotide messenger RNA. RefSeq names its product A disintegrin and metalloproteinase with thrombospondin motifs 14. Bases 873 to 4586 code for a protein of 1237 amino acids. Gene Ontology annotation, biological process: proteolysis; extracellular matrix organization. The record is from RefSeq and is a predicted model, not a curated record. The transcript is spliced from 22 exons. Gene Ontology annotation, molecular function: metalloendopeptidase activity. Lineage: Eukaryota; Metazoa; Chordata; Actinopteri; Pleuronectiformes; Scophthalmidae. Gene Ontology annotation, cellular component: extracellular matrix.